Dama dama (fallow deer) is the source of this 1811-nucleotide messenger RNA. It is a transcript of the gene ST6GALNAC6, whose product is annotated as ST6 N-acetylgalactosaminide alpha-2,6-sialyltransferase 6. Gene Ontology annotation, biological process: ganglioside biosynthetic process; oligosaccharide metabolic process. The coding region runs from base 759 to 1646 and encodes 295 amino acids. The transcript has 10 exons. Gene Ontology annotation, molecular function: alpha-N-acetylgalactosaminide alpha-2,6-sialyltransferase activity. NCBI's taxonomy places the organism in Eukaryota, Metazoa, Chordata, Mammalia, Artiodactyla, Cervidae. The record is from RefSeq and is a predicted model, not a curated record.
GGCGGCCACAGCUUCGCGGACCCCGGCUCUCGGCUCCCGGCGCCAUGUGAGGGGGCUCGGGGGCCGCGGGGAGCCAGCGCUCCCCGGGGGAGAUGAGGAAACUGAGGCUCAGAGAGGUCACAUGGCUUGCCCAAGGCCCCUCAGCCAGUAAGUGGAGGAACCCGGAUUUGCAGUUGAGCCUGAGAUGCUGUACUGACCAUGGCCUUCUCAGAGCAGGACUGUGACGGGGGCUGACCAGGGGGACAGUGGUCCUGGCUGAGGGCACUGCUCAGGCAAAGGGUGGAGCUGUGAUUAUGGCCAUUGGAUAGAUGAGUCUGAACCCUUAACCGUCAAGAUCUUAGGUGUGACCCCACACCUCUACCUGGGCCACCUGCAGGACACUGGCCCCUGCCCCUCAGCAGACGCCGGAGAGAGAUGAAGAGCAACAAACUCCUGAUGCGUGGGAGACCCUGGUGCAAGCCUUGCUGUAGCCACUGACCUGUGUGGUCUGGGCAAGUUCCUGCCUCUCUCUGGGCCCAGGUCCACUUCUGUCCUCCUAGGCCUGACUGGUCCAUCUGUGGUCAAGCAUUAGCUGAGAAGGUUUAAAUGAAUGAUGAACAUUUAUGGAGACUGACUGACUGGGGAAGACCUGGACCCUUUCGUCUGAAAGUCCCAUCUGUCUCCAAGCAUCCUUCCCGCCGUAGCUGGAGGGAUCCUUGCGACCCCCACAUCCAGUCUGAUCCAGCCAACCUUCUGGGCUCCACACUGGGAGCUGAGAUAUGGAGCAGCGGUCAGCAGUGUUCGUGAUCCUCUUUGCCCUCAUCACCAUCCUCAUCCUCUACAGCUCCAACAGUGCCAAUGAGGUCUUUCAUUAUGGCUCCCUGCAGGGCCGGACGCGCCGGCCUGUCAACCUCAGGAAGUGGAGCCUCACUGACGGAUACAUCCCCAUUCUUGGCAACAAGACGCUGCCCUCCAGGUGUGGCCAGUGUGUGAUUGUCACCAGCUCCAGCCACCUGCUGGGCACCAAGCUGGGUCCUGAGAUCGAGCGGGCCGAGUGCACAAUCCGCAUGAACGACGCACCCACUACAGGCUAUUCGGCUGAUGUGGGCAACAAGACCACCUUCCGCGUGGUGGCCCAUUCCAGCGUAUUCCAUGUGCUGCGGAAGCCUCAGGAGUUUGUCAACCGGACCCCUGAAACUGUGUUCAUCUUCUGGGGCCCCCCAAACAAGAUGCAGAAGCCCCAGGGCAGCCUGGUGCGCAUCAUCCAGCGGGCAGGCCUGCUGUUCCCCAACAUGGAGGCCUACGCCAUCUCCCUCAGCCGCAUGCGCCAGUUUGACGACCUCUUCCGGAGUGAGACAGGCAGGGACAGGGAAAAGUCCCACUCGUGGUUGAGCACAGGCUGGUUCACCAUGGUGAUUGCGGUGGAGUUGUGUGACCACGUGCACGUCUAUGGCAUGGUGCCCCCCGACUACUGCAGCCUGCGGCCCCACCUGCAGCGUAUGCCCUACCACUACUAUGAGCCCAAGGGGCCAGACGAGUGUGUCACCUACAUACAGAACGAGAACAGCCGCAAAGGCAACCACCACCGCUUCAUCACGGAGAAGAGGGUCUUCUCGUCCUGGGCCCAGGUGUACGGAAUCACCUUCUCCCACCCCUCCUGGACCUAGGCCACCCCGCCUGUGGGGCUCUCACGAGGGACACAGGAGAAGUGGGUCUCUGCCCAGCUGCUUGACCCAGGGCCAUCUCCUGGCCAAUCGAGGCUGGUCAGAGUGUCUUCUGGCUGGUCAGGCCUUGAAGAGGGUGCAUCUUCCAGCCAUCCAGGGCCUGGAGGA